Molecule: messenger RNA, 2009 nt
Organism: Saprolegnia parasitica CBS 223.65
Lineage: Eukaryota; Oomycota; Saprolegniomycetes; Saprolegniales; Saprolegniaceae
Exons: 3
Coding region: 15-2009 (664 amino acids)
Biological process (GO): proteolysis
Molecular function (GO): tripeptidyl-peptidase activity; serine-type endopeptidase activity
Source: RefSeq, a predicted model, not a curated record
GGAUUUACCCGCGGAUGCUGACCGUGCUCUGGCUCGUGGCCGUGGCCGUCGAGGCUGCGACGUCGCCGGCGUUCCGAGCGCAUGGCCCAUGGACGCCAAGUAGACGAGCUCUCUCCGAGGACGAGCGUGUGACGUGGUGGGUCGGUGUCAAGGCGGCGCGGCCAUACGCCCUCGACGACGCGUUCACAAAUGUCACAACACCAUCACACCCCCGCUUCAUGCGCUACCUGAGUCGAGCCGCCGUCGAUGCGCUCACGCAGCCCGAAGCCGCGGCGCUGCCUGCGCUCACGACGUGGCUAGGCAAGCUCAACACGACGUACUCGGCGGCGUCCAACCUCCUCGUCGUCGAAAGCUCAAUUCUCGAGCUCGAAGCGCUUCUCAACACGACAUUGACCGAGUUUGCUGCGUCUGGCUCGCACCGCGUCGUCAAGGCAACGACGCCCAUUCACGUCCCCGAGGUCGUCGCCGCCUACGUUGACUUUGUCAGCGUAACGUUGCCUGCGUCCUCCAUCGUUCCUAGCGCUACCGACGCAACGGCCACCCUCCAUCCAUCGCGCCGCCUCGAUGCGAAGACCUUGAUCACACCCACAGUGCUGCGGGGCCUGUACCACGUCCCCGCCGACCUCGUCGUGACGGACCCGCAGGCGACGCAGAGCUUCGCCGUCUUCUGUGACGCGUCCUACUCGGAAACCGACUUGACCGACUUCAACGAGACUAUGGGCACGCCUCGCGCGCAAUUGGCCCAGCGCGGCAACCGACCCAACGACCCGCGUUCGCCGCAUGCUGAGCCGUCGCUGGACGUCCAGUACCUCACGGCCAUGGCGCCGCUCGCGACCACGUACGCUUGGCUCAUGCGCGGGCGCAACCCGUUCUCGGCGCUGGACGAGCCUUUUGUCGCGUGGGCCGACGACGUUCUCUCGCGGUCGUCGCCUCCGCUCGUGCACUCGAUUAGCUACGCCGACGACGAGCGCCACUUGGCCGCCACGGCGCCCAACUACCUCCGCAGUCUCGACCGCCUCCUCCAGAAAAUGGCGCUCCGCGGCCUGACCGUGAUCGUUGCAAGCGGCGACGACGGUGCCAUGGGUCUGCGACACCGCCAGCGCAACCUGUCCCUGGCAAUAGCAUGUUCACAGGGUGGGCCGCAAUGGCCAGCGUCCAGUCCGUACGUGACGUCGGUGGGGGCCACGAUGCUGCUCGAUGGCGCCGAGACCGUGUGCAUGGCCGACCACGGCGGUCGCAUCACGUCCGGUGGCGGCUUCUCGUCCGUGUACGCGCAGCCCGCGUACCAAGCACGGGCGCUGGCGUCGUAUAUCGCCAGGGCGCCAGUGCCAACGACGUAUGCGAACCUCUCGGGUCGCGGGUACCCGGAUGUGUCGGCGAUCGGGGCGCACUACCGCGUCCGUGUCCACGGCAAGUGGCGAUCGAUCAGUGGCACGUCGGCGUCGACGCCGGUGCUAGCGGCCAUGGUCACGCUCUGGAACGACGCGCGACUGCGAGCGGGCAAGUCGCCCGUCGGCUUCCUCAACGCCCUUCUCUAUCGGUUCCCCGCCAAAGACGCGUUUUUCGACAUCACCGUAGGUGACAACCGCGCGGGCAAACUCCUAAAGGACAAUGCGCCCCGGUGUCCGCACGGCUUUGACGCGACGCGGGGGUGGGACGCUGCGACGGGCCUCGGGGCGCCGCGAUUCCAUGCGCUCCUUCCGCUCGUAUUGCACGCCGAAGACGUCUUGCGGGGCAACUUGACGGCGCUGACGAUCCCGUCGGUCGUCAACGACACCCGCACGUCCCUCUUGGCAGCGACCAAGUCGUCGGUCAUUCAGUCAGUCGUCAAGUCGGUCGUCACGUCCAUGGGCGCCACGUCGUGGCUGCGGGGCGCAGGCAUCUUUGGCGGCACCCUCGCGCUGCUGGUCUGUCUCGCGACGGCCUUCAUGACGCUCUGCGUCAAGCUCUGCAGACGCCGGCCGGCGCGCUCCGAGAAGGUGCCCGACGGCCACGACACGACGCUGUAA